Dentiscutata erythropus is the source of this 341-nucleotide messenger RNA. NCBI's taxonomy places the organism in Eukaryota, Fungi, Glomeromycota, Glomeromycetes, Diversisporales, Gigasporaceae. The record is from the annotation of a GenBank genome assembly.
CAGAUUUUGAGAAUUAUGGAAAAAGUGAUAUUUUACAUGAAAUGGGUUAUGAAAUUUUUGGAGAUGGAAUAUUUGUGAUUAAUGGAAAAUCUCAAGUGCUAAUAGAUAUUUUAACAAAGUAUGCAGAUAGCAGAAACCCCAUUGAUUUACAAGACUUAUUUUACAAAUUCACAAUAGAUACGUUUGGAGAUAUAUCAUUCGGUAUAGAUUUUGGAUAUCUAACCCAUCCUGAGGAAAAAUCGCAAUUUGUUACUAAUUUUGAAUAUGCUUUAAAAGUUAUACAGGAUAGAUUUGAACAACCUUUAUGGAAAUUUAUAGAAAAAUAUAGUGAAAAAGGUUGA